UCUGAAAAGAAAGAAGGAUAAGCGCGCACGGCAGGCGGCGAAGUUGCCGUGAUUGAAACUGUUACUCGCCCAACUCGACUGACAAGCUUUCGCCUAAUCGAAGCCGUGCAACAUACAAACGCCGACCAAGCACACGCGGGCCAGGCAGGCCUGCAAACGACAACCAAGCACCCGCAGCUUUUUCGCUUUUGACUUUGCUUUCGGCGACACACAUCGAAUGCAAAGGGCUAUAAGGCGCACACACCGUCGACACUUCUUCCUGUAGCUUCCGCAUACCUUGCCGAGUGUUUACGCAUCUCUUCAGUUGCGAACACCUUCCACCUCAUCAUGGCGGAGUCUCAGAGCAACGAAAUGCGCAUGUACUACGAGCUCAUGUUCACGAUGAUGGAGUACCACGAAAGCGACUCAGAAGAGGACAAGGCCGAAGGAGACUCCAUCGCUCGUAUGCUCGUGACGUAUGCCAACAUCCCGCUCUUGAUUCGUAUACGAGCUUGCAUGACCCUUGCCUGCUCUUCGGAUGAUGGGUACGUCGAGUGGGCGCAAGAAUGUGUCCGUCUGGCCGAAAUCGCACAUGGAAUCGCGACAACUCCAGGCCAGGAGGCACGCAACGCGGCAUUCCCGGGCGAAGCGGAAGCGGAACUGCUUGACGAUGCUCGUCGUGUACUGCAAUGGGCAGAGGCGGAUUAUGCGGAGCUGGGAGGGUAUGCUGGGGACGAAGAGGAGGAGGAAGAUGAAGAUGAAGGUGAAGAGGAAAACGAAGUCGUAGCGGCCGAGACCAGGCGAGAGGAUGAAGUUUGAGGAGGUGAAAAGCGAAGCAUGAUGUGCAGGAGUUCAGGGCUACUCGUGUUUGUGACUUCGCCGAAAUUGAGACCCCAAGGUGCGCUGCCUUCGCAUUCGACAAGGAGACGUCGACAUGGACCUUACGAUUGUGAUGCGUCAAGACUGUAAUUGGCCUUCUUGAGAUGAUCUGAAGAUCCUACAAUGGAUGAAGCCAGGCGCGAAGCAUGUCUAGGAUGAGAAGCUCCAACUUCGGCUGACUGCACUGGCUCUGCUUGUUCGUCAACAGCAAUGCCAGAAAACCUCGCUGUAUGGGCGCCGUAGGAGAUGAAGGAUGACAGUGGACU
Molecule: messenger RNA, 1124 nt
Organism: Neohortaea acidophila
Lineage: Eukaryota; Fungi; Ascomycota; Dothideomycetes; Mycosphaerellales; Teratosphaeriaceae
Exons: 3
Coding region: 328-798 (156 amino acids)
Source: RefSeq, a predicted model, not a curated record